Molecule: messenger RNA, 2325 nt
Organism: Nannospalax galili (Upper Galilee mountains blind mole rat)
Lineage: Eukaryota; Metazoa; Chordata; Mammalia; Rodentia; Spalacidae
Gene: Cbx4
Product: chromobox 4
Exons: 3
Coding region: 86-1552 (488 amino acids)
Biological process (GO): negative regulation of DNA-templated transcription
Source: RefSeq, a predicted model, not a curated record
AUAUAACACGUGGGAACCAGAGGAGAACAUUCUGGAUCCCCGGCUGCUGAUCGCCUUCCAGAACAGGGAACGACAGGAGCAGCUGAUGGGAUAUCGAAAGAGAGGGCCCAAACCCAAGCCACUGGUGGUACAGGUACCCACCUUUGCCCGUCGCUCCAAUGUCCUGACUGGGCUCCAAGACUCCUCUGCUGACAACCGUGCCAAGCUGGAGCUGGGCACACAGGGCAAGGGCCAGGGGCACCAGUACGAGCUCAACAGCAAGAAACAUCACCAGUACCAGCCACACAGCAAGGAGAGGUCGGGUAAGCCGCAGCCCCCAGGCAAGAGCGCCAAGUACUACUACCAAUUGAACAGCAAGAAGCACCACCCCUACCAGCCUGACCCCAAAAUGUAUGACCUGCAGUAUCAGGGCGGCCACAAGGAGGCAUCCAGCCCCACCUGCCCAGACCUGGGCACCAAGAGCCACCCUCCUGACAAGUGGACCCACGGUGCAGCAGCCAAAGGCUACCUCGGGGCAGUGAAGCCCCUGGCUGGAGGGGCGGGAGCUCCAGGCAAGGGCUCGGAAAAAGGCCCUCCCAACGGGAUGACACCGGCCCCUAAAGAGGCGGUGACGGGCAAUGGAAUUGGGGGCAAAAUGAAAAUCGUCAAGAACAAGAACAAGAACGGGCGCAUAGUGAUUGUGAUGAGCAAGUACAUGGAGAACGGCAUGCAGGCGGUGAAGAUCAAGUCCGGAGAGGUGGCCGAGGGCGAGGCGCGCUCCCCUAGCCAUAAGAAACGCGCUGCAGAGGAGCGCCACCCUCCAGCCGACAGGACUUUUAAAAAGACGGCAGGGGGUGCAGAGGAGAAGAAGGCUGAAGUAGCCUGCAAGCGCAGGGAGGAGGAGGCGCUGGGGCCCGGAGACCCUCAGCCCCAGGAUCCAGGACCUCGAAAGCUCUCCCCAACCAAGGAGGCCUUUGGUGAGCAGCCGCUGCAGCUUACUACCAAGCCGGACCUGCUGACCUGGGACCCAGCCAGGAGCUCGCAGCACCCACCCACCCAUCACCAUCACCACCAUCAUCACCACCACCACCACACGGUCGGCCUGAACCUCUCCCACGCGCGGAAGCGCUGCCUCUCUGAGACCCAUGGCGAGCGUGAGCCCUGCAAGAAGCGGCUGACGGCCCGCAGCAUCAGCACACCCACCUGCCUGGGGGGCGGUUCUGCUGCAGAGCGCCCGGCCAACGUGUCACCCCCUACCACCACCGCCUCUCUCCCGCAGCCCGAAGUCAUUCUGUUGGACUCCGACCUGGAUGAGCCCAUAGACUUGCGCUGCGUCAAGACGCGCAGUGAAGCAGGGGAGCAGCCCAGCUCCCUCCAGGUGAAGCCCGAGGCUCCAGUCGCGGCCUCAGUGGUGGCACCGCAGGCCUCUGCAGCCGAGAAGCCUCCGGCUGAGGCCCAGGACGACCCCGCGGAGCCCCUGAGCGAGUUCAAACCCUUCUUUGGGAAUAUAAUUAUCACUGACGUCACAGCGAACUGCCUCACCGUCACGUUCAAGGAGUAUGUGACGGUGUAGUGGGGAGGAAUCCCAAAAAAGCAAGCGCUUUCCAGCGAGGCUGAGCGCCUACAACCUGGGAAAAGCUCCCGAGGGGAAGACACCCUGGCCCAAGCCGGCCGGGCCUCUGCUCCAGCCCCCGGGAUCCCGGUUGAGGUGUCGGUCUUGCAUCGGUCUCCUCCCACUCGGUGCCUGCGGUCUCUAGCCGCCACCUCCCUUCCCCUUCAGGAGACCCGAGUCCCCUAGCUUCCCCACCCCAUGGACCUGCGAACUGACUGACCCAACAGCCCCGAAGCGGUCUCAGAGUUAUAGUAUUAUAUUUUAACCGUGCUAACUUGUCAAGUGCUGGCUCUACUCCCGUUUGUACGUGGUGUUAUUAUUGAAAUGUAUUGUUUGAGCUCAAAAGGCCCGACCACCCCCACUUCGGGCUGAAAUAUAUAUAUAAUAUAUAUUUAUUUGUAGGUAUUUAUAUAUUGAAAUAUAAAAACCUAGAUUUAUGGAGUUUCCUCUAGAUCUUGUUAUAUUCUAUAUCAAACUAUUUUCUGUUAACCUUUCCCUUCAUUCAGUAUUUCGGUUGGCUUUAUUUCCCCCUUCCAAGAACUUCAAUACCGGUAACCUUGGUAUAUAUUUUUUGAUACUGUACACAUGGAUGUGUUGUUUCUAUGUGCAAAAAAAAAAAAGUUUGUUAAAAGGCUAAAGAAUCUCUCUAGACCUGCUGCUAGGAUGUCUAAACUAUAAGCUUCCGACUAUUACCUGCUUGAAUGUAAAUAUUAAAUGGAGAUGUUGAAGGUGCA